AACAUAUUUAAAUUAAUUUUUGUAUUCCUGGCUCUGAGUGGAGUUGUAAAUAGUGCCAAAAUUCUUAUUGUAUUUAAUGCAGUGUCAAAAUCACAUCAUAUUUUAGGAGAUGCUUUAGCUAUAGGUCUUGCUGAAAAGGGCCACGAGGUAUUAAUGGUCAGUCCAUUCAAAAGCAGCUUCAAACAUGCUAAUUAUAAAGAAAUAUUAUUGGAUGGUGAUUUUAGUCCUGAUAUAGUUAAGAAGAAAAUGGGAAACUUAUUCGAAAUCAAGAAGAAAUCAUUUAUUGAUUCUAUGAAAACAAUUUCUGGAUUUGGUAUGGAAAUGGCCAAAGGUACGCUGUAUCAUCCAAAAAUGGUUGAUUUACUGAAUUCGAAUGCAACAUUUGACGCAGUGAUAGUGGAAGUGUUUUUGAAUGAAUGUCUUUUGGGAUUAGCCCAGCAUUAUGAUGCUAUACCAAUUAUGAUGGGUACAGCACCAGCAAUGAUAUGGUCAAAUAAAAUGGUGGGAAAUCCAUCCAAUCCUGCUUAUGAUAUUAGUGUCUUUUCUUCGUUCAGUAAUCCAAUGAGUUACUGGCAACGAUUUGGAAACACCGUAUUCUCUGUGGUUGGCGAAUUUUUCCAUUGGUUACACUUGCGUGCGCAACAUGAAGUUUAUGAUUCUUAUUUCCGUCCGAUAUUCAAACAAAAUUCAAAAGAAUUUCCUCAUCUCUCAACAUUAGUUACUAAUGUUUCAUUAGUUCUCCUGAAUUCAAACAUUGCUGUUUCUGGUUCGCAAGCGAUAGUGCCAAAUAUGGUCAAUGUUGGAGGAUUACAUGUCAAACCAGAUACUCUUCCAGAUGAUUUGCAAAAAGUUUUGGAUAAUUCUAAACAAGGCGUCAUCUACUUUAGUAUGGGAAGUAAUUUGAAAAGUUCAGAAUUGCCACAGGAGAAAAGAGAUGCAAUUUUAAAUACAUUUGCAAAACUAAAAGAAACAGUGUUGUGGAAGUGGGAGGAUGACAAAUUACCAAAUCAACCAAAAAAUGUUGUAAUUCGAAGUUGGAUGCCACAACAAGCUAUCCUCAAUCAUAAAAAUGUGAAAGUUUUUAUAACACAUGGAGGAUUACUAAGUUCGAUUGAAUCGAUUUAUUUUGGAGUUCCUUUGGUUGGAAUUCCAAUUUUUGGUGAUCAACGAGCGAACAUGGCGAGGGCAACAAGAUCUGGCUACGGCGUUCAAAUAGAUUUAGAUGAUAUCAAUGAAGAAACAUUAUCAGAACUUUUAAAUAAGGUUUUGAAAAAUCCCAGCUAUCGAUCGCGGUCACAAUAUCUCUCAAAAAUAUUCCGAGAUGAGCCUCAGCCUCCAUUGGAAAAAGCCGUGAAUAGUAUAGAAUACGUCUUAAGGCAUAAAGGAGCACACUUCCUGCGUUCACCUGCUGCAGGCAUGCCUGUCUAUCAAACCUGGUUACUUGAUGUUGCAGCAGGAUUUCUAAUGAUUCUAGUUUUUGUGAUACUUAUUAUAGUUUUAGCUCUGAAAUUAACAUGCGGAAUCUUUAGAUGUAUUUUUAAAUCGAAGUCUUAUAGAAGAGAAAAAGAGGAUUAAUAAAUGUUGUAAAGUUUGAUUGUCAAAAUU
Messenger RNA from Ctenocephalides felis (cat flea), 1605 nucleotides. RefSeq names its product 2-hydroxyacylsphingosine 1-beta-galactosyltransferase-like. The transcript has 7 exons. Lineage: Eukaryota; Metazoa; Arthropoda; Insecta; Siphonaptera; Pulicidae. The record is from RefSeq and is a predicted model, not a curated record. The annotation marks the transcript as partial. Gene Ontology annotation, molecular function: UDP-glycosyltransferase activity.